Knipowitschia caucasica is the source of this 405-nucleotide messenger RNA. Lineage: Eukaryota; Metazoa; Chordata; Actinopteri; Gobiiformes; Gobiidae. The record is from the annotation of a GenBank genome assembly.
AUGCACCCUCACCUCUGGGCCCGAGCCGAGGCCGAGCUGUCAAGUCCAGAUCCAGACUUCAGGACAGAGCGACUUCGGGACAGAGUGACUCCAGGGCAGAGCGACUCCAGAUCAGAGCGACUUCAGGACAGAGCGACUUCGGGACCGAGUGACUCCAGGGCAGAGCGACUCCAGAUCAGAGCGACUUCAGGACAGAGCGACUCCAGCAUGUGCAUGUUAUUCACAUCAAGAGAGACUUCAGGACAGAGCGACUUCAGGACAGAGCGACUUCAGGACAGAGCGACUUCAGGACAGAGCGACUUCAGGACAGACGAACUUCAGGACAGAGCGACUCCAGGUCAGAGAGACUUCAGGUCAGAGAGGGCAACAGAAGAGCUGCUGACACCACAUGUUCAGGUCCUUUGA